AUCUGGCAAUCUCCCAAUUUUGUUGGAUCCAACGUCAUACAGAUUGCACAAAGUUUAGUACUACUAAGAGUUUAGUUUUAUCUAAUAAGAAGUUAUCUAAAGCAAGAUCAACAGAGAAAGAUGGGCGGAAAAAGGAUCCGGUUGGUGCUGAUAGCAAGUCCACUUCAAGGCCACAUGACACCCAUGCUUCAACUAGGAACAUACCUUCAUUCCAAAGGCUUCUUAAUAACCAUUGCCCACUCUGAGUUUAAUCGGCCCGAUCCUUCUAAACACCCUGAAUUCUGUUUCCUCCCUUUGUGUGAUCACUUAUCGCGCGUUGGCCUGUCAGUCGGGGUCAUCAAGUUUUUGCAAGUUCUAAACGAUAACUGCAAACCCCGUCUCAAGGAAUACCUUAUUGAGAUUAUAAACACACGUAAAGAUAAUGAAUCAAUAGUUAUCAUCCAUGAUAAUCUCAUGUUUUUUGCUGGUUCUGCUGCAAGUGAGCUUGGACUGCCUUUUUUUAUUUUUCGCAGCAGCAGUGCUGUCUUUUAUCCUGCUUAUAAAAUCAUUCCUCUGCUCCACCAAGAAGGCCGCUUUCCUGCACAAGAUUGUUUGAUGCAGGAAAUAGUACCUGAGCUUCCACCAUUUAGAUACAAAGAUCUUCCCUUUAUGGACCGCCCAAUAGAACAAACACUGGAAUUGAUAGCCAUGAUCACCCCUCAUACACCCCCUUGUGCCUUCAUUCACAAUACCGUUGAGUUCCUUGAACAAUCUGCAUUGGCCCGCACACGUAAUCGCUACCAAGUUCCGGUUUUCACCAUUGGCCCAUUGCACAAAAUGACCCGACCCCUUGCAACUAGCUUUCUUGAAGAGGAUACUAGUUGUAUGUCAUGGCUAGAUAAACAAACACCAAAAUCAGUAAUUUAUGUGAGCAUAGGAAGUUUAGCUACUAUGGAUGAAAAAUUAUCAACUGAAAUGGCAUGGGGUCUAGCCAAUAGUAAACAACCAUUCAUAUGGGUAGUUAGACCAGGUUCGGUUCGUGGGUAUGAAUGGAUUGAGUUUUUAGAACAAGGUUUGAUAAAUGAAAUGAAGGGAAGAGGUUUGAUAGUAAAAUGGGCACCUCAAAAGGAAGUAUUGGCCCAUUUCGCAGUUGGAGGAUUUUGGAGUCAUUGUGGUUGGAAUUCUACUUUGGAAAGUUUGUCACAAGGGGUACCAAUGCUAUGCCAACCGUUUAAUACGGACCAGUUAUUGAAUGCUAGAUAUUUGAGUUAUGUGUGGAAGAUAGGUGUUGAGAUUGUUGUCGAGAGAGAAGAAAUCGAGGGUGCAAUCAAAAGAGUCUUGGUGGGUAUUCAAGGGGAAGAAAUGAGGAAUAGAGCUAUGGAGAUUCAAGAAAAGGUUAAAGUGGCGAUCAACUAUGGCGGUUCUUCACAUAACUCCUUGAAGGAUUUGGAAGUCUUCAUUUUGUCACUGUAAUUGUAACUUUGUAAAACUGGCUAGAUUUUCCCAGCAAUCUCAAAAUUCUAAUUUGCAUUUUCA
Erigeron canadensis is the source of this 1515-nucleotide messenger RNA. Its product is annotated as UDP-glycosyltransferase 76H1-like. The transcript is spliced from 2 exons. The coding region runs from base 121 to 1452 and encodes 443 amino acids. The record is from RefSeq and is a predicted model, not a curated record. Gene Ontology annotation, molecular function: UDP-glycosyltransferase activity. NCBI's taxonomy places the organism in Eukaryota, Viridiplantae, Streptophyta, Magnoliopsida, Asterales, Asteraceae.